Messenger RNA from Staurois parvus, 287 nucleotides. NCBI's taxonomy places the organism in Eukaryota, Metazoa, Chordata, Amphibia, Anura, Ranidae. The record is from the annotation of a GenBank genome assembly.
AAGGACAGUCCCAGAACUGUCAUAAAUAGUCUAUUUCUGACAGUUCUGGGACAUUCACUCCAUACAGCUGUUUCAACCGCUGUAUGGAGGGAAUGUCAUAGAACUGUCAGAAAUAGACUAUUAAUGACAGUUCUGGGACUGUCCUUCCAUACAGCGGUUGAAACAUUGUAUCUAUUUGUUUCCAUAAAUGGAUCCAUUUAUGGAAACAAAUACAUACAAUGUUUCAACCGCUGUAUGGAAGGACAGUCCCAGAACUGUCAUUAAUAGUCUAUUUCUGACAGUUCCAU